AUGUCGCGCUACAACGACGACAACGAGAAGCACCUCGGAGGCGCAUACAAUGGAUCCGACCCCGAAAAGGUCUACGGGAACGAUGACCACUCGAACCAGAUGGAAGAGGAGGAGACACAUCGUUCCUUGAAGCCAAGGCAGAUUAGUAUGAUUGCUAUCGGUGGUGCUAUCGGUACCGGUUUGGUUAUCGGUUCGGGAACGUCGCUGGCGCGGUCUGGACCUGCCUCUAUCUUCAUCGCCUACGCGGUGAUGGGAGCUGUCUGCUUCUCCGUCAUGAUGGCCCUCGGUGAAAUGUCAACUAAAUACCCCUCGAAGAAGGGUUUCGCAGGCCACGCGACCCGUUGCGUCGACCCCGCCUUCGGUUUCGCGACCGCCCUCGUCUACCUCUGCAAAUACCUCAUCAUCUCGCCCAACCAGAUCGUCGCCGGUGCACUCGUCAUUCGGUUCUGGAACACCUCGAUCAACUCGGGUGUAUGGUGCGCCAUCUUUAUCGUCUUUGUCAUCGCUGUCAAUUGCUUGGGUAUCAAGUGGUUUGGUGAGAUCGAAUUCUGGCUCUCCGCAGUCAAGAUCGUCACUCUUACCGGCCUGAUCCUGCUCGGUCUCAUCAUCGACCUCGGAGGUGUUCCCGGCCAGCAGCGUCUCGGAUUCGCCUACUGGAUGGACGGCCGUGCCUUCAAGGCAUACAAAGUCGCUGGUGACCUCGGCAAAUUCCUUGCCUUUGUCAACGCCCUCGUCCUUGCCCUCUUUGCCUACAUGGGCACCGAGCUUAUCGGUGUCACUGUCGGUGAGGCCAAGAACCCGCGCAAGACCGUCCCGGCCGCCAUCAAGAAGACCUUCUUCCGUAUCCUCUUCUUCUACAUCUUUGGUAUCCUCAUCAUCGGAAUGGUCGUCGACUCGAACGGUGCGCUCCUCGCGGCUGCCGUCGCCAGGGGUACCGCCGGUGGUGCCAGCGCCUCCCCGUUCGUCGUUGCCAUCCAGGCCGCCGGUAUCACGGUCCUCCCCCAGAUCAUCAACGCCUGCAUCCUCCUCUUCACCAUCUCGGCCGCCAACUCGGACCAGUACAUUGCUACCCGUACCCUCUACGGAAUGGCCAAGGACGGAAACGCACCGCGCAUCUUCACCAAGUGCUCCCGCCGCGGAGUCCCCAUCUACGCUUUUGCCUUCACCGGCUGCUUCAUGGGCUUGGCCUUCCUCUGUGUGUCUACCGACGCCUACACCAUCUUCUCCUACUUUGUAUCCACCACCACCAUCUUUGGUUCCCUCACCUGGAUCUCCAUCCUCGCCUCCCACGUCGGUUUCAUGCGCGGCAUGAAGGCCCAGGGUAUCUCGCGUGACACUCUCCCGUACAAGGCUCCCUUCCAGCCGUACGCGACCUACCUCGCCCUCGGCCUCACCUGCCUCAUCUCCUUCUUCAAGGGUUUCGACGCCUUCAUGCCCUUCGACUACAAGGUCUUCAUCACCCACUACAUCGGUAUCCCCGUCUACAUUAUCGGUUACGCCACCUACAAGAUUGCUCGCAAGACAUCUUACAUCCCCGUCGGCGAGAUCGACUUCUCCACCGGCUCGCGCGAGUUUGCCGAUGUGCACGAUGACGAAGAGGAGGACUACCAGUACAAGUCCAUGUCGUUUGGCCAGAAGGUGCUCUACAAGAUCAAGAACUGGUAG
Molecule: messenger RNA, 1665 nt
Organism: Dioszegia hungarica
Lineage: Eukaryota; Fungi; Basidiomycota; Tremellomycetes; Tremellales; Bulleribasidiaceae
Product: putative amino acid transporter
Exons: 6
Coding region: 1-1665 (554 amino acids)
Biological process (GO): amino acid transmembrane transport
Cellular component (GO): membrane
Molecular function (GO): amino acid transmembrane transporter activity
Source: RefSeq, a predicted model, not a curated record